Trichoderma virens Gv29-8 is the source of this 601-nucleotide messenger RNA. RefSeq lists its product as uncharacterized. The record is from RefSeq and is a predicted model, not a curated record. Gene Ontology annotation, cellular component: vacuolar proton-transporting V-type ATPase complex. Lineage: Eukaryota; Fungi; Ascomycota; Sordariomycetes; Hypocreales; Hypocreaceae. The transcript is spliced from 6 exons. The coding region runs from base 95 to 433 and encodes 112 amino acids. Gene Ontology annotation, biological process: proton transmembrane transport. Gene Ontology annotation, molecular function: proton-transporting ATPase activity, rotational mechanism.
CAAAAACCCUCGACGGAAUUGCAUCUCCCCCCCUUUGCCCGGUUUCUUCUUUCUUCUAAUUUGAGCGAGUCCUUUCAAUCUACACUUUGCAACAAUGUCUGCACAGAACUCGGCCGGUAUCCAGACUCUCCUCGAUGCUGAGAGGGAGGCAUCCAAGAUUGUACAGAGGGCUCGAGAAUUCCGCACCAAGCGCGUCAAGGAAGCCCGUGACGAAGCCAAGAAGGAAAUCGCCGAAUACAAGGCCAGCAAGGAGGACGAGUUCAAGAAAUUCGAGGCCGAGCAUAGCAAGGGCAACGAGGCCGCCGAGCAGGAGGCGAACAAGGAGGCCGAGAAGCAGAUUGAGGUGAUCAAGGAGGCGGGCAAGAAGAACCAGGCUACCGUUGUCAAGAACCUCCUGGAUGCCGUGUUCGAGGUGAAGCCCGUGGCUGCGUGAGCUGAGGUUCCGAUGAAUGGCAGUUAAUGGUGAUGGGGGCGUAUACUGAGAUGGCUGGGCGCGAUUGACAUUCGAUACAAGCGAUUGGAGGGGAAUUGCUGGAACAUAAGAUACUUGUCGAGACUAUUUGUUCGACCAGGUUUGCACAUUAAUUUAUACUUGAAACCC